Messenger RNA from Branchiostoma floridae (Florida lancelet), 435 nucleotides. Its product is annotated as DBH-like monooxygenase protein 1. The record is from RefSeq and is a predicted model, not a curated record. Gene Ontology annotation, molecular function: copper ion binding; dopamine beta-monooxygenase activity. Gene Ontology annotation, cellular component: secretory granule membrane. Lineage: Eukaryota; Metazoa; Chordata; Leptocardii; Amphioxiformes; Branchiostomatidae. Bases 1 to 435 code for a protein of 144 amino acids. The transcript is spliced from 4 exons. Gene Ontology annotation, biological process: norepinephrine biosynthetic process; octopamine biosynthetic process; dopamine catabolic process.
AUGUUACGUGGCAAUCACACAGAGAUCACCGUCCUCACUCCAGACCACGUUGGCUACCCCAUCGGUGAUGACGAGGAUAGCGGUUAUGUGAUCAUGGAGAUGCACUACGACAACCCUCAGCUGGCAUCAGGUAUACAUGACAGUUCGGGGCUGAGGCUGACAUACACGCCCGAGCUGAGGGAUAACGAUAUGGGUGUCCUGCUGGUUGGAGUGGGGGUGAAUAAAUACCACGUUGUGCCGCCUCACGCUGAGGCGUUCGUGUCAGCGGGAUUUUGCAAUUCAAGAUGCCUAAGCGCGUUCCUUGAGGAGCUCGGACAGCCCAUACACAUCGUCGGCGUAAACCUUGCCACCCGACCGCUGGGGGUGAAGAUAAGCGCCCGGGUGAUCCAUAAUGGCACGGAAACCGAGAUCGCGCGAGAAGACAAUGUACUUUAG